Molecule: messenger RNA, 4410 nt
Organism: Dama dama (fallow deer)
Lineage: Eukaryota; Metazoa; Chordata; Mammalia; Artiodactyla; Cervidae
Gene: TTBK2
Product: tau tubulin kinase 2
Exons: 17
Coding region: 479-4213 (1244 amino acids)
Biological process (GO): signal transduction; cilium assembly; peptidyl-serine phosphorylation
Cellular component (GO): ciliary basal body; cytoplasm; nucleus
Molecular function (GO): protein serine/threonine kinase activity; ATP binding
Source: RefSeq, a predicted model, not a curated record
GUCAGCGGGCGCUGCAGUAGUCGCCGCAGCGGCGAUGGGAGCGGUGGGGACAAGGCGGCGGCGGCGGCGGCAGGAGGAGGAGCAGAGGCUGGCACAAGCACAGCGGCUGGGGGCGGCCAGCAGCAGCAGUAACAGCAGCAGCCGCCGCCGCCGCCGCCAGUAAACGCGGACGGUACCCGAGGGGACUACCCAGCCUGCCGGCCCUCGAAGCCGCGCUCCGGUCCCGCCGCAACUGGCGGCGGGGGAUGGGCAGGCGGCGGCCGUCCCGCCUGCUGAGGGUUGACCGCUGCCGGUCCCGGCCCUGAGCUGGACUCGAGCCCUCCUUCCGAAAUCCCUGCGACCGCCACGGCCCAGCAGGCGCGAGGCGUGCAGGAAGGACGGGUCCAGGCUGUCUCUCUGCCAUCAGCUCAGGUUAAAUGGAAACCACCCUUGGGAGCCGGAUGCCUGUGUAGCCCUUCUACCACAUCAGUGAAUUGCAAUGAGUGGAGGAGGAGAGCAGCCGGAUAUCCUCAGUGUUGGAAUCCUGGUCAAAGAAAGAUGGAAAGUAUUGAGGAAGAUUGGGGGUGGGGGCUUUGGAGAAAUUUACGAUGCCUUGGACAUGCUCACCAGGGAAAAUGUUGCACUGAAGGUGGAAUCAGCUCAACAACCAAAGCAAGUUCUGAAAAUGGAGGUUGCUGUAUUGAAAAAACUACAAGGGAAAGACCAUGUUUGUAGAUUUAUUGGUUGUGGGAGGAAUGAUCGAUUCAACUACGUGGUCAUGCAGUUGCAGGGUCGGAAUCUGGCAGAUCUACGCCGUAGCCAGUCCCGGGGCACGUUCACCAUUAGCACUACUCUUCGGUUGGGUAGACAGAUUCUGGAGUCUAUUGAGAGUAUCCAUUCUGUGGGAUUCUUGCACCGAGACAUUAAACCGUCAAACUUUGCCAUGGGUCGCUUUCCUAGUACAUGUCGGAAAUGUUAUAUGCUUGAUUUUGGCUUGGCUCGACAGUUUACCAAUUCCUGUGGUGACGUCAGACCACCUCGAGCUGUGGCAGGCUUUCGAGGGACAGUUCGUUAUGCAUCAGUCAAUGCUCAUCGGAACAGGGAAAUGGGAAGACAUGAUGACCUUUGGUCCUUGUUCUACAUGUUGGUGGAAUUUGUGGUUGGUCAGCUCCCUUGGAGAAAAAUAAAGGACAAGGAACAAGUGGGCUCUAUUAAGGAGAGGUAUGAGCACAGGCUUAUGUUGAAACAUCUCCCUCCAGAAUUCAGCAUCUUUCUGGAGCACAUCGCCUCUUUGGAUUAUUUUACAAAACCAGACUACCAGCUUCUUACAUCCGUGUUUGACAACAGCAUCAAGGCCUUUGGAGUAAUUGAAAGUGAUCCUUUCGACUGGGAGAAGACUGGAACUGAUGGCUCCCUCACCACGACCACUGCCUCCACCACGCCUCAGCUGCACACCCGUUUGACCCCUGCGGCGAUUGGAAUUGCCAAUGCCACUCCCAUCCCAGGAGACAUGCUUCGAGAAAAUACAGAUGAGGUAUUUCCAGAUGAACAGCUUAGUGAUGGAGAAAAUGGCAUCCCUGUUGGUGUGUUACCAGAUAAAUUGCCUGGGUCUCUGGGACACCCUCAUCCCCAGGAGAAGGAUGUCUGGGAAGAGAUGGAUACCAACAGGAAUAAGAUAAAGCUUGGGAUUUGUAAGGCUGCCACUGAAGAGGAAAAUAGCCAUGGUCAAGCAAAUGGUAUUCUGAAUGCUCCAAGCCUCGGUUCCCCAAUUCGUGUCCGCUCAGAGAUUACUCAGCCAGAUAGAGAUGUUCCAUUGGUGCGAAAGUUACGUUCUAUCCACAGCUUUGAGCUGGAGAAACGCCUAGCGUUGGAACCAAAGCCAGAUACUGACAAGUUUCUUGAGACCUGCUUGGAGAAAAUGCAGAAAGAUCCCAGUGCAGGAAAAGAAUCCACUCUCCCUGCUCUGCUUCAUAAGCCGUGUGUUCCAGCUGUGUCCCGUGCUGACCACAUCUGGCACUAUGAUGAAGAAUAUCUUCCAGAUGCUUCCAAGCCUGCCUCUGCCAACACUCCUGAGCAGGCAGACGGUGGUGGCAGCAAUGGAUUUGUAGCCGUUAACCUGAGCUCCUGUAAGCAGGAGGUGGAUUCCAAAGAAUGGGUGAUUGUGGACAAGGAACAGGACCUUCAGGACUUCAGGACAAAUGAGGCUCUAGGCCAUAAGACAACUGGAAGCCCUUCUGAUGAGGAGCCCGAAGUCCUCCAGGUCUUAGAAGAGUCGCCUCAAGAUGAAAAGCUCCAACUGGGUCCUUGGGCAGAAAAUGAUCAUUUAAAGAAGGAAACCUCAGGCGUGGUCUUUGUGCUUUCUGGGGAGUGCCCUGCCACUGCUGCUUCAGAGCAAUAUACAGAUCGGCUAGAACUCCAGGCUGGAGCUGCUAGUCAGUUUAUUACAGUGACACCCACAAGUCCGAUGGAGGCGCAAGCGGAAGGACCCCUUACAGCGAUUACAAUUCCAAGACCUUCUGUGGCAUCUACACAGUCGACUUCAGGAAGUUUUCAUUAUGGUCAGCAGCCAGAAAAGAAAGACCUUCAUACCAUUGAGCCCACUGUGGAACUUUACUCUCCAAGGGAGAACUUCUCUGGCUUGGUUGUGAUAGAGGGCGAACCACCUAGUGGAGGAAGCAGAACAGACUUGGGGCUUCAGAUAGAUCAUAUUGGUCAUGACAUGUUACCCAAUAUCAGAGAGUAUGACAGAUCCCAAGACCUUGGACCAAAAGACCUUCCUGACCAUAACAGACUGGCUGUGAGAGAAUUUGAGGGCCUCCCUAGGGAAUUGGAAGAGAAAAGCAUUCUUGUAGGGUCAGAUAAUGAAGAAGAGAAAUUAAGUAAAGGGCAGCAUUAUAUUGAGAUCUCCCCUCUCCCAGGAGACUUGGUAACAAUGGAAAGGGAUCAUUCAGCUACUAGUGAACCUCUUGAUGUGACAAAAACACAGACUUUUAGUGUGGUGCCAAAUCAAGACAAAAAUCAUGAGAUAAUGAAGCUUCUGGCAGUUGGACCUUCAGAAGUAUCUCCACGAGUUAUUGACCCAUACGUUGAAGAGCAGAUAGGCCAGGUGGCAGCAAUGCAAAAAAGUAAGAUAUCUAAGGAGGAUGACCUCAGGGGUGAAGAUUUGCCAAAUCAUUCCGGAGACCUCUCUACUUUUUUGCACCAAGAGGGUAAGAGAGAGAAAAUUGCCCCUAGAAAUGGAGAGCUAUUUAAUCCUGUUUCAGAGAAUGAACAUUGUCCCCCGUCCCGGAAGGAUGUGGUUAGAUCAUCCUUUGUAACUAGACACAGCCGAAUCCCUGUUCUAGCACAAGAGAUAGACUCAACUUUUGACUCAUCCUCUCCAGUCUCUGCAAAAGAAAAGCUCCUCCAAAAGAAAGCUUGCCAGCCAGACCUUGUCAAGCUCCUGGUGGAGAAAAGGCAACUCAGGUCUCUCCUUGGGGACCUCUCAAGUGCCUCUGAUAAGCUGCUAGAGGAGAGAUUAGCCACUGUUCCUGCUCCCUUUUCCGAGGAGGAAGUCUUCACCCCCUUUUCAAGACUGGCUGCAGAAUCACACCUGAGCAGGUCAGCCGAAGACAGCUUUCUGGCACCCAUCAUCUCCCAGUCCAGAAAGAGCAAAAUUCCAAGACCAGUUUCAUGGGUCAACACAGAUCAAGUCAAUAGCUCAACUCCAUCUCAGUUCUUGCCUCGGCCACCACCCGGAAAACCACCCAUGAGGCCUGGAGUAGAAGCCAGGCUCCGCAGAUAUAAAGUCCUAGGGAGUAGCAAUUCCGACUCAGACCUUUUCUCCCGCCUGGCCCAGAUUCUUCAAAAUGGAUCUCAGAAACCCCGGAGCACUACGCAGUGCAAGAGUCCAGGAACCCCUCACAAUCCAAAAACACCACCCAAGAGUCCAGUUGUCCCUCGCAGGAGUCCCAGUGCCUCUCCUCGAAGUUCUUCCUUGCCUCGCACAUCCAGUUCCUCACCAUCUCGGGCUGGACGGCCCCACCAUGACCAGAGGAGUUCAUCCCCACAUCUGGGGAGAAGCAAGUCACCUCCCAGCCACUCGGGAUCUUCCUCCUCCAGGAGGUCCUGCCAACAGGAGCAUUGCAAACCCAGCAAGAAUGGCCUGAAAGGAUCCGGCAGCUUCCACCACCAUUCAGCCAGCGCUAAAGCUCCCCCAGGGAAGAGUAAGUCAGCCAGUAAGCUCAGCAGAUAGGAGCUGGGCCGCAUCUUUCUGAAAGAUGGAACCGCAAACCAGAAGAAUUCACUCAUCGAGCAAGACAAGUUAGAGUAACUUAACAGUUCCAUAGUUUUCUCCCUUUCUUCUCUUCAUGAAAUCAGUGAUGAGAAACUACUCUUUGAAAUACCUCCAAAGGUAUUGUAUUGUAUCCCUUUCCCCUCCAAGCAGCCCUC